Drosophila subobscura is the source of this 1705-nucleotide messenger RNA. Its product is annotated as mucin-2. The transcript is spliced from 5 exons. Gene Ontology annotation, cellular component: extracellular region. The coding region runs from base 96 to 1553 and encodes 485 amino acids. Gene Ontology annotation, molecular function: chitin binding. Lineage: Eukaryota; Metazoa; Arthropoda; Insecta; Diptera; Drosophilidae. The record is from RefSeq and is a predicted model, not a curated record.
ACUUGCGAAACUGUCAUUCCAGUACAGCACUUUGUACGCCAGCUUGUCAAGGAGACCAGAACCCGCACUCAAAAAGGAAUAGCUGCCAUCUAAGAAUGAAGAGCACAUUCGUAAUUGCCUGUGCCGCCUUGCUGGUGGCCAGUAUCAGUGCCGCCAGUGUGCCCAACGUACCGACGGCCAUCAACAAUCAGCUGUAUCGCCGCUAUGUGUGCGUCCACAAGUCGGACGGCUUCAGGGCUCUUGUGCCGGGAAGCUGCUCUCAGUACUACGAGUGCCAGGGAGGACAGGCGCUGGUAAGCACAUGCUCCCGCUUCUUUGACGCCAAGGUCCAGGGAUGUGUCAACUACAACACCGGAUGCAUUGAAGUACAGUCAUCGGCGUUGGCUACGGACACCGCUGAUUCUGCUGUUCCCUGUACACCGACACCCUGUCCCACGACACCCUGUCCCACGACACCAUGUCCCACGACACCCUGCCCCACGGUGGCACCCGAAACACCCUGUGCAACCACACCGAAAGUACCCGAAACACCUUGUGCUACCACACCCGCUACACCAGCAGCCACAACACCCUGUGCAAGCACCCCCGCUACAACAGCAGCCACAACACCCUGUGCGACCACACCCAAAGUACCCGAAACACCCUGUGUUACAACACUCGCUACACCAGCAGCCACAACACCCUGUGCAACUACCCCAUCUGCACCAACAACCACCUGUUCGACAACAACAGCGACGACAACCACCUGUUCAACAACAAGCUCUACCACAACAACUUGUACAACAACAACAUCGACAACUACAACAUGUUCAACAAGUACAUCGACAACAACAACAAGUUCUACAACAACAACAUGUACAACAACAACUUCGACAACCACAACUUGUUCAACAACCACAUCGACAACAACCACAUGUUCAACAACAACACCCUCCACUACACCCUGUGGAACGACCCCCAAAGUACCCCCAGCACCCGCAACACCCUGUGUACCCACUCCUUCUGCAACAACAACCUGUUCAACAACAACUUGUUCAACAAUAACCACACCAUGCGUGGAGAUCACCACCCCAUGCGCAGAAGUCACCACCCCAUGCGUGGAGAUCACCACCCCAUGCGUAGAAGUCACCACCCCAUGCGUGGAGAUCACCACCCCAUGCGUAGAAGUGACAACACCCUGUGUAGAGGUCACCACACCCUGUGUUCAGGUCACCACUCCAUGCAGCGGAGCCAGCGCAGCCUCCAUGGUGAAGCCCGCUUCCAUGCAAGUGAGACCCGCCCGCCCGGCCCGUCCUGCCGGACUACUCGUGGAGGCAAUGCAGCAGCAGGCCACCCCCCAGGCCCAGGAGCUGAACAUCCUCACCUACACCAACUACGUGUGCCGGAGCAAGCCCGAUGGCUUCAUGAUGGCCUCCCUGAAGAGCUGCAACGACUACUACAUCUGCCGCUAUGGAAAGCCACUGCAGGUGAGCUGCGGCGACAAGUACUUCAACGCCCUGAAGGGCAUCUGCGAUCUGCCCGAGAACACGCGCUGCGUGCAGCCCUCGGUCUAGACCUGGACGAUUACUAUUACGAUCACGAUAGCCCAUAACAAUCGAGCAGCGCCACCAGACCCCACCUUGAUAAACUAUGUCUAAUCGAUUAUAUCCAAGCCUAUAUUACAGUCAAAUAAACGAGUAUGCAAAGCUACAAGAAAGUGCAAUAA